AGAUUGACAGUUGACGGUUGACGGGCCGAAAUUGUCAAACAGUCCAUUUCAGUUAUGUCAGAAACUAAAUAUUUUUUGUUUUUUAUUUAACAAAAGAUUUCAGGUCAUUCAAAUAUUCUUCCAUUGCAUACUAGGACAUGUCUGAAGCGACUUCUAAAAAAAUAGAUGAAUUACUUUACCGAAUUAAAAACGAAGGAAGUCCCUCUAAUUUAGGUAUGAGUCGCUCUGGUACCGGAGGCCUACCCACUAGUCGGAGAGGUUUAUCUCUGGGACUAAAUAGCAACAAUGGAAGCCCUGUUAUGACUAGACCAAGAAAUCUGAAUUUUAGUACUCGACAAAAUGAUGAUUUAGAAACAGAAAAAAAACUCAAAGAAAUAAUGCAAAUUAGUGGUGAUUUAACAAUAGAUGGAGAAUUGUACAAAACUGAUAUAAAGGAUAUGGAACAUAUAGAAGAACUGGGAAAUGGUACAUGUGGUCAUGUAGUAAAAAUGAGGCAUAAACCUAGUAGAAGUAUUAUAGCAGUUAAGCAAAUGAGACGGUCUGGUAAUAGUGAUGAAAAUAAAAGGAUUAUAAUGGACAUAGAAGUAGUCUUAAAGUCACACGACUGUAAAUAUAUAGUUCAAUGUUUAGGAUGUUUCAUAACAGAUUCUGAAGUCUGGAUCUGUAUGGAACUCAUGGAUACUUGCUUUGAUAAAUUGUUAAAGAGGUUUAAAGAACCAAUUCCAGAAGAAGUAUUAGGAAAAGUAACAGUUGCUACUGUGGAAGCUUUAUCGUAUUUGAAAGACAAACACGAUGUUAUGCAUAGAGAUGUAAAACCGUCAAAUAUUUUAUUAGAUACGAAAGGUAACGUAAAACUCUGUGAUUUUGGUAUCAGUGGAAGGCUAGUAGAUUCCAUGGCAAAAACAAGAAGUGCCGGUUGUGCGGCAUAUAUGGCUCCUGAACGAAUCGAGCCACCCGAUCCUAAAAAUCCCGAUUAUGAUGUUAGAGCAGAUGUUUGGUCCCUCGGCAUUACCCUCGUAGAAAUGGCGACGGGAGUGUUCCCGUAUCAAGAUUGCAAGACUGAUUUUGAAAUGCUUAGCAAAGUAAUAGGACAGGCACCGCCAAGUCUACCGACUGAUAAAGAAUUUUCUCCUGAAUUUAGAGACUUUGUAGCUUGUUGUUUAAUAAAAGAUCAUAAACAAAGGCCCAAAUACACAUUAUUGAAGAAUCAUCCAUUUAUGAAAAAAUACGAAGAAAUAAAUAAUGUGAAUGUAGGCGAGUGGUAUGUAAAAUUGAUCAAACAAUCAGAAGAAAUGACAUACAGAGCGUCGCCUAGACAAAAUUCUACAACCCACUCAAUUCGUCAGUUUUUCACCGGUCGUCAACCUUCACAAAUUCAACUACCUCCUUCAACCGUAAAUUCAUACGGCGUAUCGAAUGGAAAAAUUUCACCUCCUAGCCAUACAAGGCCCGCAUCAUCUCCAUCGGAUAAAAAAGUUCCUCAUAUGUCUCGGUACAAUUAUUUUAGAAGAGAAAAUCCUUCGCAAGAAUCAUUGGUUCAAUCAUCCAAAAAUGAUACCCCUUUCCAACUGAACAAAAAUAACGUAGAAUCAAUGAAAGAGCAACUCGAAAAUAAAUUGGAGCAGACGAAUGCAGGAUCUCCAUUAGUCUUAUCUUCUAAUACCCGUCGACUUUUGGAAAGUUCUUCAAGUUCAUCAAAUGCUCCUUAUCGACAUCGAAGGGUAGCCAGUGAAACGAGAUGGCGUUCUCCUAGUGCUUCACCUCUUCCGCUCAGAACACAAUUUCAAGUGGAAGAGCCACAUUACAACUGCGGAAAUACUAGUCCUAUAAUACUCCAGAGAUUUUAUCACCAACAAAAACAGCAACAAAUGUUCAGGGAGGCUGAAGAAUCAGGAAAGAAACGUUUCGCCUCUUACAUAAAAUUGCAACUUGGUGGAGACCGUAGCGGUAGAUCCUCAAGGCACCAAAGUCCGGAACCCCCUCCUCGGCUUAAUAGAUACCCUAAUGCUGAUAACCAAAGUCCCUUAACACUACGUAGAAAUUUCUUAGAAAACAAUUCUCUUAAUUCUCCUAGUCUAUCACGAAGGUACGUAUCACCAACACCACCGGUGCCUCCUCCUCGGAGACUUUCAGAGAGUUCUUCAGUACCUGGAUCCCCUCAACAUUUACGUGCACGCUUCCACUACACUCCCGAGCCACAAAGAAGGCCUUUCAAAAAUGAUGAAGUCUCAUAACAGUGAACUAAUUCGCCUCCAAGAAAGGAGGAACAUCAUAGGAAACUGUUUCAUUGAAAUUUCGGCUAAUACACAAAAAAGAAUAUUAUUUUUAAGGGGAUAAUAAUUUUGGUUAGUAUCAGUGUAAAAUCUGCAACCAAAAACCUGACAGGAGUACGUUAGGAAUCAGCGUGUACUCCUUGUCUUUAAUUUAUGAGAAUAUCUUUUCAAAAAGUCAAAAUAUACUGUAAAUCGCAUUUUUAUUAUACGUAACAUUAGUAAUAUCAAUUCCAAAGAUACAAACCUCACGCGCUUCAAAUAGAAAAAUAAAAAUUAUUCUCCAAUUUUUCAAUACAAAAGCUUAGGUGCUUCAGAAUGAAUAGCAGUGAUUUAAAUCAUGAUAUUUAUUGCAUUAAACUAAAACUUAUAAUUAAUACAACGAAUGAAAGAGCAACUCGAACAUUUCUCAUGAAAACCUACAAGUAUUCAAUAAGAGCACACUGUCAUAUUGAUUUCAUCACUUUGUUGUGUCAAAAUGGAUAAACAACAGUUUUUUUCUUUUGGCGCUUGUUUAAACACUAUAAUGACUAUUUCAGGGUUUCUAGGGGAAUUGAAAACCGGGAAAAAACUGGAAUUUCGCAGUGCCGGGAAUUUUCAGUAAUUUUGAAUGAGCCAACCAGACAUAGCAAUUUGGUGUUGAUGUCGUUCAAAAACCUUUCGACUAAUCUCAGAAAUAGCGUCAUCCAAUCGAAACAACAUGUUGAACCUCUCUCGUAACUGCACUCUUACGGGCUCACUUAUCUAUGGUUGAGACUUGAGAGCGCGUUACAAUUUGUUUAAAGACAGUCCUUCCAAAAGAGAAAUGUUUUAAACCGUGGAAAAGUCUUUGGAUAAUAAACUACUACUGGCUAAACUGGCAUUCUUUCAGUCUAUCCGAACCAUGUCUUAAAAAUUUUCAAAGUGAAUGGCUCCUAAUCCAUUUAUUUAUGGAGACCGAAAUUCUUCAAAGAGCUCCUAUUUAUAAAGUAGACAUUUUCAAUAAAGAUUCCAAAGGUUUAUUCCGCAACCUCAAAAAAUAUAUCGAUUUGGAGUAUGACACAAGAGAAAAAAUGCAUUGGAGAUAAAGAUAAAGACAUAUUGAUCUUUCGCAAGAAUUGUAAAAACUAUUUGAUGUAUACGGUUUUCAACCUUUUGGGAAAAAUGCCUUUAAUAUUCAAAUUAUCUAAAACAAUAAGUUUCCUUAAUCUGAAUGAGACUCGCAACGAUCCAAAACAAUCCGUGCAACUGAUAUCUGAAGUAUUUUACAUUUUGUUGACUGCAAACAGAUUCAACGCCAAUACAAUGGAAGAAGCUGAUAUGGCUUUUAGAGAUAUUAUUCUGACGAAUCUGAUCCCUCUAAAUAAGAUGAAAAACUAUUCCAGAUAUGAUAGAGUAUAGAGCUAUUGUAGACAUCCAAACUGUUGAAUAUUAUCGGCGCUUGUACCCCACAUUUGAAUUCUACAUACCAGUAAAUGAUGCUUAGUUUCCCUUUUCACUAUAAUACUGUUUAAGCCAAGAUUUUACUUCAGUAGUUCGUUUUCCGGUUAAAAAUAAUGCUUAUCAACACACGAAAUAAUUUUUUUCUUCAGUAUCACUGAAUAGUAUUACUUCAAUAUUACUCCCGAACGGAUCUUGUGAAGUAAAUAGGUUAACCAUCUUAUUGAAUGUGACAUUAGCAUCUACAGGAUGAGUAGACUAAAUAUUAUCUAUCCUAUAACUUGAUUUCCGACAAACCUUGCCCAAACAUUAACUAUGCGUACGAGUGUGGUCUUUUUUAUUUCAGCGUGAAUACUCAUCUCUUGAUGACUGAUAAUUUUGUCGCUUAACUUUACCAUUUAACAAAACGUAGAUUCUUUAUAUAUCUGACUGUAUUUUGUGUGUAGUUGAUCCAUAUUUUCUUCACAAAACUGCAGUCUUAUAUCAAGAUCAUCUUUCAAUAAUUCCUGGAAGAAUAUAAGUUUGUCGGGAUGCAAUUUUAUGUUCCUUAAGAGAUAUCAAGAUUUUAUUGAAACAAUAGUAGUAUAUUUGUUUUGAUAUCUUCACUCGGGGCAGUUUGUUGCAAUUUGUAAAAAUUAAAACAAAUAUGACGUCAUAUUUCUAAGUUGUGAAACCCUGUAUACAUUAUAAUCUUAUUUAAAAAAUUGCGGUUGGAAUUACUGGGAUUAUUUUAAAAAAAUUAUAUAAACCUAUUGAAUUUAUUCCAAAUUACAGAUUCAUAGUGUAUGUUCGAGAUGAAUUAAAAAAAUGAAGUUUGCAUUUAAUAUGUGAUUCAGUCUGUAUAUAUAUAAUUUUGUGAAAUUAUUUUGAUGAUUCAGUGUAAUUUUUGUAAAAAUCAUUUUUAUUUCUCUAUUUGUAUCAUACUAAAAGGGGGGACGUCAAUUUAUAAUGAAAACCCUGGUACAAACAUACAUUAUAAAUGGUGCUUUUUUGGACGCUGGCAGCAUUUUGCGAGAUUAUCAUAUUUUUCUAAUGAUGCAAAGUAAUAGAAUUAACUUAAAGGGGGCAAAACGGACCUUCUUGGAAAAUAAAUUUUAGGAUAGAUUUUUUAAUAUUCCCAGCACAUUUUCCUCGUCGACAACUCCAAAGGUAGUUUUUGAUUUUCUCGCAAAUAAUUUUCUAUAAAAUUCAUAAAAUUUUGGUUAUUCAUUUGGUGCAAAACGUUGGUUGAUAAUGAGAGUAUAGUUCGGAUUUUAUUAUAAUAUUUAAAUUGACAUUAAAGUGAUAGUUAAUAUAAAGUAGUGAUUUUUUUGUUGUAAUCAAUAAUGUGAAUAUUGAGAGUUUGUAAAUUUACUCCUUGCUAAACUGAAAUCUGAUCAUGAACAUUUUGUUUUAUUUAUUCUAUUUAAUUUCGUUCGUUAUCUAAAGUUCCGAAAAGGCUGACUGACUGUUUUGUUUUUGUUACUUAUUUUGUUACUGUUACUUAAUUAUAUUUUUGUCAUAUCUACUAAAUAUCUGGUAUGUUCAAAUAGAUUUUGUGAAAGAUUUAUAUCUUCAGGAGAAGGGAGAUUUAAAUACUUUUCUAAUUUACUAUUGAAAUACACAAUGUUUCUCAAUUGUUUAACCAAUAAAUAUCAAUAAAAUGUAAGGAAGUA
Messenger RNA from Diorhabda carinulata, 5344 nucleotides. RefSeq names its product dual specificity mitogen-activated protein kinase kinase 7-like. Gene Ontology annotation, molecular function: ATP binding; protein kinase activity. Gene Ontology annotation, biological process: protein phosphorylation. The record is from RefSeq and is a predicted model, not a curated record. The transcript has 10 exons. Lineage: Eukaryota; Metazoa; Arthropoda; Insecta; Coleoptera; Chrysomelidae. The coding region runs from base 138 to 2234 and encodes 698 amino acids.